Molecule: messenger RNA, 1195 nt
Organism: Oxyura jamaicensis (ruddy duck)
Lineage: Eukaryota; Metazoa; Chordata; Aves; Anseriformes; Anatidae
Gene: BCL2L1
Product: BCL2 like 1
Exons: 4
Coding region: 189-878 (229 amino acids)
Biological process (GO): intrinsic apoptotic signaling pathway in response to DNA damage; negative regulation of intrinsic apoptotic signaling pathway; extrinsic apoptotic signaling pathway in absence of ligand
Cellular component (GO): mitochondrial outer membrane
Molecular function (GO): protein homodimerization activity; protein heterodimerization activity
Source: RefSeq, a predicted model, not a curated record
GGGGCCGCCUCCGCCUCCGCGGCGCUCCGGGACUGGCGGAACGGGGCCGGGGCCGCCCGCAGCUCCCGCACAGCCGCGGCCGCCCGCACCCGGUCAGAUGCUUUCGCCGCCCCGAAGGAGCCGCCGAGGGUGCUGAUCUGCUCGUGCUCCGGACCAUGGACUCAUUGAGGGCAGCCCAGGUGUGAAAAAUGUCCAGCAGCAACCGGGACUUGGUGAUUGACUUUGUUUCCUACAAGCUGUCGCAGAAGGGCUACAGCUGGAGCCAGCUGGAGGAGGAGGAUGAGAACAGGACUGACUUCGCAGCGGAGGCCGACAUGGACGGGGUGCUCAACGGGAGCCCGUCCUGGCACCCGCCCGCCAGCCAGGUAGUGAACGGCGCCGCCGUGCACCGGAGCGGCCUGGAGGUCCACGAAAUCGUGCAGUCGGCCGCCGUCCGGCAGGCGCUGCGAGAAGCGGGGGAUGAGUUCGAGCUGAGGUACCGCAGGGCCUUCAGCGACCUCACCUCCCAGCUCCACAUCACCCCCGGCACGGCGUACCAGAGCUUCGAGCAGGUGGUGAACGAACUCUUCCGCGAUGGAGUGAACUGGGGGCGCAUCGUGGCUUUCUUCUCCUUCGGAGGGGCGCUGUGCGUCGAGAGCGUCGACAAGGAGAUGCGGGUACUGGUGGCACGCAUUGUGGCGUGGAUGACCACGUACUUGACCGACCAUCUAGACCCCUGGAUCCAGGAGAACGGCGGAUGGGAGCGGUUUGUGGACCUCUACGGGAACGAUGCUGCUGCGGAGAUGAGGAAGGGCCAGGAGACCUUCAACAAAUGGCUCCUGACCGGGGCGACGGUGGCCGGAGUGCUCCUGCUGGGAUCCCUGCUGAGCCGCAAGUGACCCGCCGCCCCGUCCCGUCCCCAGGACGGCUGCGCCUUCACCGCCACAUCCACUACACGGCUCCCGAGCACCGCCGCGGGGGCAGACCCUGCGCCUUCCCUCGCGCCGCCAGCUCCUUUUCCUGUAGCUCCUCUUAUUUUACCGUUCCGUUGUGUUUGAAAGGCGCUGAGACCGAUGCAGCACUUCAGCCGGCAGCUCCCCAGCGCUGGGGAGAUCCAGGCAGCCGGGGGGCGUGCUGGCUAGAAGGCGUCCCAGCCCUGCAGGGUCCCUUUAGAUCACUUUGGAGAGAAUAAACAGACUUAUUUUUGCAUGUGUGA